Molecule: messenger RNA, 3900 nt
Organism: Geodia barretti
Lineage: Eukaryota; Metazoa; Porifera; Demospongiae; Tetractinellida; Geodiidae
Source: the annotation of a GenBank genome assembly
AACGAAAACGUACGUUAGGCCGAGACGACAGUCAGUUAGUAGAGUUUAGGGAGGCGGGUGUGCCGCCCCUUGCUGCAUGCCCCUCGGCUCCAGCAAUCUUAUCCUUAAGAUCAGAAGCAUGAAGUUGUCCUGGACGCUGUAUUUGGCUCCCCUCCUGGUAGCCUUUGUGAAAGUCGCCUCCUUGGAUGACCCGCCAGCGGUGUGCACUGACAGUGAAUCGGGUUCCGUGGUACUGGGUAGUGAAGGAAGGGUGUUUGUCUGCAUUGGAAACGCCUGGGGGACGAUCUGCAAUGACGAUAUGUUCGAGGAGGUGGACGCCAGCGUCGUCUGCAAGCAGCUGGGACUCUCCAGAUUCGGUCCUACUAUAAAACCCCAUUACCUAUUGAGCACAUAUAAUGGCCCUAGUGACGUUUUGAUGGAUAGUGUCGAAUGCAGUGGUUCUGAGCAGAGGCUGAUAGAUUGCGAUAACAGGAACUCCACUAAUAUUCCCUGUGACCAUGGCGAAGAUGUUGCUGUGAGCUGUUUACAACGACGGUGUGUCGAGCACGACAUUCGGUUGGCAAACGGGAGUGCCUUUGAGGGGCGUGUUGAGAUGUGUCUCGAGGAAGUGUGGACCACAAUUUGCUUGGAGAGCUGGAACAUCCUUAAUUCAAGAGUUUUGUGCCGUCAGUUGGGGUACAGGAGCGAAGGUGCCAAUACACCAGCAAACAUUCCUGGACCUAUCAGUAUGCCUAUAUACAGCAAGCAGUUUCACUGUUCCGGACAUGAGCGGAGGUUAUUCGAUUGUGAAAAGUCUGGUCCAUCUCCACCUCUGUGUAACCACAACCAUGACCUCACAAUCCAGUGCAACUCAACACGACUGUGUAUUGAAGGAGAAGUAAGACUAGCUGGUGCAAACAGUUCCAGUGGAAGAGUUGAAGUGUGUGUGAAUGAAGAGUGGGGGACGGUAUGUGGAGAUGGUUGGGGAAAUACUGAGGCCAGAUUUGUCUGUCGCCAACUUGGUUUCUCAAGAUUUGCCUCCUUUGCCCCUACCAUGGGUCCCGCUAAUCCUGGCUCUGGUUUCAUUCACCUACGGAAUGUGACCUGCGAAGGCUCCGAGCCAAACCUCCUGUCCUGUGACCACGGCAACGACACCAGUGACUGUUCACAUGAAACUGAUGCUCAAGUCUCGUGCCAGCCCAGAGUGUGUGAGAACGGAGACAUUCGUCUGGCGGAUGGUCACUCUCAGUACGAGGGAAGACUUGAAAUUUGCUACGACGAGAUAUGGGGAACAGUGUGCAGUAAUGUGUGGGUCUCUUACGAGACUAAAGUUGCCUGUAGGGAACUGGGCUUUAGCAUGCAGCACGGGGCUGCACUUGACGAUAAUACAUUUCCAGCUCCUCCUGGUGUCCCCGUCCUACUGAGUGGCGUUUUGUGUGAUGGAGAUGAAAAUGAUCUCGAGAACUGCAGGCAUAAUGGGUUAGGUGUCAUGCUUACCUGCGAUGUUUCGGGGGACGUCAACAUAAGAUGUGGCCAGUGUGCGGAGAACAAUGUUACACUAACUCCAGUGGGAGACGGUCACAUGAGAGUUGAGAUCUGUCUCAAUGGGAGAUGGGGGACAGUGUGUGCCGAUGAGUCGUGGGACAGCAAUGAUGCAGCGGUCCUCUGCAGAGAGUUGAAACUGGAUAACAAUGGGUCACAGCUAUCGAUAAGAAGCAGUUUCCCACUCCUCGACUUACUACCUUUUGUUAUGGAGGGCGUGUCCUGCAUUGGAGCAGAGGAAUCUAUCAGUAAUUGUAGCUACAACCCCUCUGACGGUGACUGUCCGUCUGGACUAAUGGCUGGUGUCCAGUGCUCUGGUAAGACAUGUGUCACAACCUCAGUGGAGUCUGCAUGUAUAGAUCAUACUCGCUGCAUAAUAUAACCUGCUAAAUGACUAUGUAUGUAUGUCCAUGAAUCAUAAGUGAGGUUUAGAUUGAAAUACUCUUCUGAUUGGUCAACUAGGAGCCACAUAGCUUCCUCUGUAGGAUGAGGAGGAACACUAGGAAUGCUAUUAAGGAACGCUAUUGGGAUAGUGUUCACCCCGAAAAAAUUUUAUGUUGUUUUCAAUCCACGUAGUUUCAUAUGACUCGUGUCGUCUAGUAACUAUUACUUAGGUGACAUAAUAGAUAAAGUUUAUUUAGAGAUUUUGGUUCCAAAAUCUCCCCCACAGCCCAGCUAAUCCCAACUCCAGCCUCUCCUAGCCCUCUACCUACUGGAGUGGCCUCAAUAGCCGUCAGUCCUGCUGAAAGACCUUCUCCAGUAGCUAGUCCCAGCAGCUACACCGUUUCAGAGGCUGCUGUUGAUGCUAGCACCGUUGCUGCGUCUAGCUAUACAAGGGACAAUACUGUUGAACGUAAAUGGCCUAUCCCUGUUGCCUUGACUUGUGUGUGUUUACUGUUGUUCUUCUUUUUACUGUCUCUCCCUCCCUCUCUCUCUCUCUCUGUACCUCUCUCUCUUGAAGAUUGCAAUUUCCAACUGGUAUUCAGUGGUAAUAUUGUCUGCAAUGAGUGGCUGUUACACCUUGCUGGUACCAAGUUAGCGAAGCUGUCGCAGGGUCUUGCUGCGAGUCUGGAUAAGGAGUGCGAUUGUGGCCUCACUCCGGACUUCCUAACGCUCCAAAUACCACUCUGCCUCCAACAAAAUCAGUUUGUGCUCCCCGGACUCCUGUCCGGUACAAACAGCAUUGGCUGCAGACAGAUCAUGGGCUUUUUACAGAGCUGGGCUGCAAGAGGGUCUGAGAUCGUUGUCGAGGGAGUUCCACUCACAACCGUCAAAGAAUGCUCCGUUUUUCUUGAGCCAAGAGAGGCGCCAUCUUGUAAAACAGGCACGUUCCUCCAACCAACGCCACGAGGAAGCCUCUGUUAGAGGUGGUGCUACUCCCUGGCAUCAUCUCGGUGUUGGGAGCCGUUCUUCUGGCCUUGGUUAUUGUUGUGGUGUGCAUCGUGGUGUUCAGGGUCCGCAAGAAGAAGGCGAGUGUCAGGUUAUCGCAGACGACAACAAACGCUUACAAUAUGGUGGCCGUCAGUGGUCAAACUGAUGAUGGAAAGAUCAUAGAAAUCUAUGACUCCCCCGAGUACUGUUCAACUGGCAUCUAUGAGAAAAUCGCAGAGCCCUUGCCUCCAAUCCCACCAAACGAUGACGGCUAUCUUCCAGACCCCAACCCCUAUCUCACUAGCACGUUCAAAACCAGUAGCAGUCCAACUGCAAAUGGUAGCAUUCCCAGACAGCAGCACAAACCAAGAGACGACCAAAACACUGAGCCCGGGGCUGGUGUGUAUUCUUACGUCGACAUGGAGGAAAUCGCGUUGAGGAAUCGUGCCCCGGAGUAUGAUGUCCCCACCAUGGAUGACACUACUGGUGGCUCUCACUACCAACCUCUCCAGCUUCACGACAAUGGACCGGAGUACGUCGAACCUCCACUGGAUAAUACACCCGGUACUGCGGGCAAGUCACACUAUCAACCUCUGAAGCUGAUAGAAGGCAAUCCUGGGCCAGAGUAUGACUAGCCCCCCUUUGGAUAACGCGGCCAACGACUCGCAUUACCAGCCACUGCAGCCAGGGAAACAAGUAGAUUCAAGCACUUACACUACUCCUCAGGCUUGUCUGACAGUCGGCCAACCAGUCAGUGGUGAUUCUCGAGAUAGCACCGCGGCCAAUGCAGCAAAGUCUCGCAGCAACCUACAGAACUAUAAGGAGCUUAUUAUCCAGGAAAACGAAACCAGCGGGGACUACGCACGUUUGAACAUCUGAAACUUUUAGCAUUCUCUUGUAACACAAGUUCAAUUUGCCAUUUCCCCCUCACAUAAUUUCUCUAAACCCUAUUCUUAUCCAUUGGUGCGCAUGCGUGUAUUUUGCAACAGUUUGGUGCGCAAAGCACAG